GGUGGUGCUGACAAGAAGUUGCUCGUGUUCAAAGGCGGCCUAGUGGCCCAUGAAAUUACCACUACCACAACAGAGCGACUCCAAGCCAGGGGAGAGGCCAUCGUUGAGACCCACCCAAUUCGCGUCCCUGCGCAUCUCUCUUGCGACACCCGUCUCCUUCCUUCUGGUCCCACACUCCUGUCUUUUCUUCUUCUUUCGACUACAACCCCUCGUUUGCAGUCGUACACACGCCGCCACGUACCUGUCCUCUCCUCCGGACCUUCCCGUCGCUGCCACAUAUCACGACUCUACACACACGCGAGCGUGCACACGUCCCCCUCUCCACCACCAUGUCUGACGACAAGAAGAGCGACGACUACAGGGUCGAUAUGCCUUCGGGCAAGGAGUUCCGCGCAGCGUCACCGAUGCCUCGAUCAGCCAGUUCAAGCCGCGCCGGUCCAGCGAUAACAGAGAACCCCAUUGCCGCCGUCCUGGCAUACUGUGGAUCUUCCAUCAUGAUGACAGUUACAAACAAAUACGUCUUGUCUGGCGUCGACUUCAACCUCCCUUUUUUCCUACUUUGCGUACAGUCUGUUGUCUGUGUAGCAGCAAUCUCGACAUGCAAAGCCAUGGGCAUCAUCAACUACCGCGACUUCAACAGCGAUGAAGCGAAGAAAUGGUUCCCCAUCUCCGUCCUGCUCAUCGGCAUGAUCUACACCAGUACCUGGGCGCUCAAGUACCUUUCGAUUCCCGUCUACACCAUUUUCAAGAACUUGACCAUCAUCCUGAUCGCAUACGGAGAGGUUCUUUGGUUCGGUGGCGCAGUCACACCAAUGGCUCUCUUCUCUUUCGGAUUGAUGGUGCUGAGUUCCGUUAUUGCGGCUUGGGCUGACAUUCAGCACGCUUUGUCGAGCAUGGGUCACGCUGCGGAGAAGACCACCGAGGCCAUGUCGACCCUGCACACCGGAUACCUCUGGAUGAUGUUCAACUGCUUUUGCUCGGCUACCUACGUUCUGUGCAUGCGCAAGCGCAUCAAGCUCACCAACUUCAAGGACUUCGACACCAUGUACUACAACAACCUCCUCACCAUCCCGAUUCUGCUCGUUGCCUCCAUCCUCGUAGAAGACUGGUCCUCCGCCAACGUCCAGAAGAACUUCCCCGCUGAACAGCGCAACACCGUUAUUAUGGUCAUGAUCAUCUCUGGUCUUUCCACCGUCUUCAUCUCGUACACAUCUGCCUGGGCGGUCCGUGUUACCUCUUCGACAACCUACUCCAUGGUCGGUGCCCUGAACAAGCUACCCAUUGCGCUCAGCGGUCUGAUCUUCUUCGACGCGCCUGUCACCUUCGGCAGCUGUUCCGCCAUCUUUGUUGGAUUCGUCAGUGGUCUUGUCUACGCUCUGGCUAAGGUCCGCCAGAACAGCAAGCCCAAGACCGUUCUCCCCACUACCAACAUCCCGCUGAGCGCUAGCAGCCGCAGCAUGCAGGACAGCCUGAAGUCAUAAAGGAGUCGCUAGGCACACUUUCUUGACACCAGCAGGCACGAAGGCAAAUGACUCUCGUUCCUGUAUUUCCCAUGGCAUUUUUGCGCUGUAUUGUAUACGAACAAAUGUCUUUAUUCCAUUUCGCAACUGGCCAAUAGGGAAGCUUCAUUUCUCACAGGUCACUUCUUUUGUACCUUUUAUGCCUUGGAGCAUCUUAACAUACACUAUUCAGAACUUUAGAACGAGCUUGGCGUUCCGGAGGAUCGAAGCAGCGCGACAUGGAUCCUGCAGUCUGGGGCGGCGGAGUAAAGUGGAGCGAUCGGAUGUAUUAGCACUUUGAUCAAGUACCGUUAUAUUUUCGGACCGUCCUGCCUUCAGAUUUUAACAAAAUAGCGUCUUCGCUUAUACAUCACGUAUCUCCCAUGUCCUCCCCCUUUCCCUCUCCUUCUCCCAC
Messenger RNA from Alternaria alternata, 1914 nucleotides. RefSeq names its product UDP-galactose transporter. The record is from RefSeq and is a predicted model, not a curated record. The transcript is spliced from 4 exons. Gene Ontology annotation, cellular component: Golgi apparatus. NCBI's taxonomy places the organism in Eukaryota, Fungi, Ascomycota, Dothideomycetes, Pleosporales, Pleosporaceae. Gene Ontology annotation, molecular function: GDP-mannose transmembrane transporter activity; antiporter activity. Bases 330 to 1481 code for a protein of 383 amino acids.